CUCUUGACAGCUGUGAGAGAGUGAGUGAGUCCAGCAGCAGCCGCGCGCGUGCGGGGUGAAGAGUCCCUCAAACUUGCGGCCGGGAUUUAAUCAUGAUUCACGGAUCGGCUUGCUAAAGAUUCGCGGGUUUUGUCGUGAAUCGUGCGGAAGGAUGUACCGUCUGUUGUCGCUGGAGCGCGGGCGUCGGAAGCGAAGGCUCGAGCUCAGUCUGGCGGGACUCUGUGAGCUCGAGAUGCUCAAGCAGCGGCACGAGACUCUCAUCAGCCGCGCGCUCGCGCUGCACGCACCCGACAGUCUGAACCGGGCGCUCGAGGACUGCAGCCCGCGACGCCCGUCGCAGGACACCUCAUGGAGUCUGAUGAAUCUUCUACAGCAUCAGGUUGGAGAGUUGAGGGUGGAUACAGAAGUUAAUUCAGUGGAGUCCUCUGCUGAUACUGAAGACCACAGAUCAGUAUUGUGUGAACAGAUUGAUAGUCAGUCUUCAGUCAGUCUGUUGGACUCUUCUGGUCUCAGUGAGAUCUCAUCAUGGGCCGCUCACCCUGUUCAUCUUACAGAGAGAUCCAAGUCUGUUAGUGAUGUAUUUGGUGUCGGUCGUGAAGGGAACAGUGGGGUACGAGCUGUGUUCCCCCGCUCUCUCUCUUCACCUCACCCCACACUAGAGGGCAUCACAGAGGGCAUCGGGGAGGACGAGCUGUGGACCUGGAGGUCCAGUGAGACCACAGAAGAGGAACUCACAUCAGAAGACUACAGACAGACCCAACAUCUGGAAACGUACAUCCUCAGCCUGAUCCAGCGCCGUACACUACCUCUCAGACCCAAUAAGCCCCGCACCAGCCUGGGACCUGAGGCCAGAGGAGUGGUCAGACAGAGCAGUCUGUCCCGUAAAGAGUCGCCCUACAGCCCCGAGCGGCGCAAGACCUCUCCCAGCCCGGAUAGACAAGCGUGGACGCGUCACGGCCUGGACGAGGAGCGCUACGGACGGUCGCCUGCCGAGGAGCAACAUGUGCGUUACUCCAAACCUGCGCUCGCUGGCAUUCGAUCUACUUCACUGGAUUUUCCAUGCAGAGUUUUGGACCCUAGCAGCAGUGAAACCGAAUCACCGCAACACUUCCAGGGUUACCCGUCGCCUCGCUCGCCCUCCUCAGAUGAGCAGCUGGUAAACGGACAGUACAUCCCAGCACAAUCGUGCCACGCUCAAGCGAGAGCCGCUUCUCCCCGGGCGCAUGUCACCCCUAAAUCUACCCGUGGCACAUACUCCCCCGAGAGGGUCCCCGGAAAGACGAGGGCCACGCCGAAGAAGUGUCGCUUCACAGAGGAAAAGGUCACGUCGAAGAAGCCGAGCCGAAAGGCCUGCCGCUCUCAGUCAGAGAACAGUUUACUGGGCCAGCGGGUUUCAGAGCGAAAAUAUAACACGGUGGAGCGGGAUGCAGGCCGAAGCUCUCAGCCCAAAACGCGCCGCGCACAAGGCUCUUCCGGUCACCGCCGGUGGCGUUCCACGCUGGAACUGAGUCAGGAUGAAGCCGAACCUCCCCCCGAACAACCGAUCAGGCGCUCCCGCAAACCCAGACCCGCCCCGUCUCCCUGCGUCUCACAGCACCAUCAUCCGCCUCACCUCCGCGCCGAAUACUCUCAGCGCAUCCCUCUGUGUCUCCCGGAGGAGGGAUACUCUCACCCCGUCGCAGGAGAGUCCGAGUCCAGUCUGAGUGAGGCGGAGUCGCCCGGGUCCAGUUCACUCUCCAGUGAUUCGGAUGAGAGCGGAGGUUUAGUUUGGCCACAGCAGCUCCCACCUCAGCUGUCACCUCCCUCUCCUCCACCCGCCGCUGGAACAUCACUGCAACCCAAAGCCUUUGUUAAGAUCAAAGCAUCACACGCACUCAAGAAAAAAAUCCUGCGAUUCAGAACCGGAUCUCUCAAAGUUAUGACCACAGUAUGAGCGAGAAGCAUAAACAGCACCAGUUAUAUGAGCUCUGUUUGAAAUACUACCUGUAUUUAAUUUUUUACUCUUUCCAUUAUAUGCAAUGGAUCAAUCAUUUAUUGCCUUAAUGCUCUAAUUUACUAAAAAAAGCAGCUUUACUGUGCGUUCAUACCAGAUGCGAAUAAAGUGAAUAAAUCGUGCGUAGUUGGACGCUUGAACAUUUUGAGUUAACUCGUGUCUUUCGCGCGUGAAAUUUGCAUCAUUUGCACAGGAAAUUCAGACGUGAAUACACUCAAUUUGUUGGCUUUAGCUAGCUUGUAGUGUCAAAAUGUAUAUAUAAAUAUAUAUAUAGCUCAAAUUGAGUAAAGAGCAUUUUUUACAAUUUACCAGAUUGUCCGAUCUCCUCACUCACUCUUUUCCAAGCAAGAUCCUUUUUAUUCCUGUUUCGAUAAAAGUAUGAAGAUGUGUCGUACAGCAACAAUGAUUUUGUCCUUCAUUGUUGUUUCGUAUUUCUGCCUCUGCACGCUACAUCGUAAUCACGUCACUACUAGAGCAAGCUCCUGAUUGGUUAACGCAGUGCGAAUAUCCGCCAAAGUUCAGAUUUUUAAGCCUGUGCAAAUCGACGUGCCAAAUGGAUCAAGCGCCCAAAACGGUCAAUUCACACGAAUCACAGCGCAGGGUGUCUAUUGCGUCUUUGCAUUGAUUUAACAUGUAAAUCGCUUGCACUUAACGCUUCAUUCGCGUCUGGUGUGAACGCACCAUUAGAUUACAGACAUUAUUUGUUUUUGCCCAAUUCACUUCAUAUCUCAUUCUGUCAUUUCAUUGGAGGGUCCUGUAGGGUUUAACUUGUUCAAAAUCAACUUAAGGAUUAAAAAAGAGACAUAAUUCAUAAACUCAGUCCUAACAAACACAGACUGUGAAUGGUCAUGGGCGCUCGUAUGAUUAUUCAAAUAUUUAUUUGUUUGUUCCAAUUAUAUGGCAACAUACUACAGAGGAGCUGAUUGUUAUUUGCAGGUGCUUUUAAAUAUAUUUUACAGAUUGACAACAUCUUCUGAUGGGUGGAUGUCAGACAACACUGUACAGUCACAGCACACACGCGCACGCACGCACACACACGCACACACACGCACGCACACACGGACACACGUGUGUUCAUGAUGAUGUCAUAACUCUAAAUAUCAGUAUUAUGUUCCUCACGAGAGAGUUUGUAUUUAUGAAUGUAAUCUGUAAAUAAAGACCCGGGAGCAUGUGUUGUUCUGAAGAUCACAUCACAUUCAGAGUCUUUAAUGAGAUUAAACAAAUCAUCUCACAUCUGAUUUAAGAUUCAUUUUCACAAGCAACACAAAGUUCACAUCAGAGUAAAAAUAUUACAGCCCAAUAUGAA
This is a messenger RNA of Misgurnus anguillicaudatus (oriental weatherfish), 3299 nucleotides long. RefSeq names its product dishevelled-binding antagonist of beta-catenin 3a (gene dact3a). Gene Ontology annotation, cellular component: cytoplasm. NCBI's taxonomy places the organism in Eukaryota, Metazoa, Chordata, Actinopteri, Cypriniformes, Cobitidae. The record is from RefSeq and is a predicted model, not a curated record. Gene Ontology annotation, biological process: negative regulation of canonical Wnt signaling pathway.